UGUUUUCCGUUUCUUUUUUUUUUCUAUUAAUUCCUAAAUUACCAAAACGCCGUCGUUUUGUUUUUAGGGUAUUUUUCUUGCUAAACGACGUCGUUUGUCUUGUUCUUCGACUUGGAUCGGAACCUCGUCUUCGUUGUUUGUCUCUGAUCUUGUUGCUUCUCCAACGUAGAACAGUGUUGAAGAUGAGGUUUUUGUUUACUUAGGUCUCCAAUAUAAUUUCUGUGGGAGAAACGUCUUCUUGUCUGAAAAAGAUCGUUAUCGUUGCCACAAUCGAAGCCUUGAAAUGGAAAAGCUUAUUGAGAACCAUCAGUUUGCGACGCAUGCUAUCGCCGCAUCGGCCUCUGUCUCGCUAGGAACUGCGCUCGCUUACCCUCUAGAUACCAUCAAAACCAUUAUCCAGGUUGGUUCAGGACCCAGUAAGAAACUAAGCCCAUCUCAAGUCGUCAACAGAGUUUUCCGCUUCUCUGGCUAUUCAGGUUUGUACAGUGGUCUUGGAUGGUUAACUCUUGGAAGAAUCUCAGGUGUUGGUGCAAGGUUCGGUGUCUAUGAGAUUCUCACGGCUUUUUAUAAAGAUGGUCGACGUGAUAACUAUGUGCAAGUCAGUGAAGCUGUUCUGGCGGGGAUGGUGGGAGGUGCAGCAGAAACAGUGAUGACUUCUCCAUUUGAGCUAAUCAAAGUCCGACAACAAGUGACUGCUGCUUCACGGGCUCCAAACGCUGCAGCUGCUGCAGAAACCGCACCGGUGAUUUCACCAAUGAUCAACAAACUGCUAAGAAGAUACGCUCUUGAUAUGAAGUCGUUGACACAAACCGUGAAUCUGUUAUCCGUGUUGAACCAUAAACACCCAAACAUGACAGCCGCUUUGCAAGAGUACCCAUGGAUGAUGACUGGAACAGGUAAUCCACCAUCAGCCAUGGAUGUUAAGAGACCGCUAGAUGUUGCAUCACUUGAAGGAGUGAGAGCGUUAUGGAGAAAUCUUCGUUCAGGUCUUAUAAGAGAUUGUCUUUACGGAGGAGUGUUUUUCGGAACAUGGCAGUUUCUUCACGAGGCAAUGAUCGGUUGGAAAGCAGUCGGAAUGAAUCCUCUCCCCAGUUCUGAAGAAGAAGUCGGACCUUUAUCUCCCGUAGCUGUUAGCAUUGCUGCUGGAUUUUCUGGUGCCAUUGCAGCUGCAGCAUCUCAUAGCUUUGACACAGCAAGAACACGUGCACAGUGUGUAAUACUGCCAAAGUAUACAGCAAAAGAGAGGAAGUUUCUGAAAUGGAAUAAACCUGGAAAGAGAUUGGAGAGAUGGACAGGAAUCCAUCCUACAGACAGAAACUUAUUGUUCCGGGGAAUUGGGAUUAGGAUGGCAAGAAGCUCUGUUGCAUCGACCAUUAUCGUCGGAAGCUAUUACUUAGCUGUCGAUUUAUUGGUACCAAAGUGAUAACAGGUAUCACACACAAUCUACCUAUCCAUCCAUCUUGAAUUCGAUAAGAAAACCAAUACCUGAGUUUUUUUUCUUUUGUAGUGUAGCCUUCGUUUUGUUAUGCAAUAAAAUGUGGAACAUUUGUGUGUUAUGCUUCCAGUUAUACUCUUUUGAGCUGUGAGCAUGUAACAUUAACAUUCAAGUAACUUCAGAAUGAAAUGCUUGUGCAGGUUGCAAUAUAA
Brassica rapa (field mustard) is the source of this 1647-nucleotide messenger RNA. RefSeq lists its product as uncharacterized. Gene Ontology annotation, molecular function: transmembrane transporter activity. The record is from RefSeq and is a predicted model, not a curated record. Gene Ontology annotation, biological process: transport. Lineage: Eukaryota; Viridiplantae; Streptophyta; Magnoliopsida; Brassicales; Brassicaceae.